GCUAUCUGGUAACGAUCCUUACAAAUUCCUCUUCUCUCGGGCAUUAUGAAAGUGCAAUAAAAGACAAUAAAGAAGUGGGUUCAACCACCAGGGACAGUGUUUGCAAAGAGGUUUAGACAUGCCGAAUAUCCCGAGACCGCUAAGGGCAACUAAUAAAUAUAGCUUCAUACUAAACUCCUCUACUAGCAUGUCCAUUAAAGUCUCAUAUUCAGCCGUCGGAAUCCGAUGCAGCUUGCCAUCUUCCGUUGGUCUGUUCUCAUUUUCCGUACAAUGACAACUUGCAGAGCGAUGUUUUUGCUAGCAUGUUGCAAUUUCCUGGAAGAAUGAUUCUGCAUGGUGUGAUCUAGCAAGACUGGAUAUGAGGAGAUACAGUAUGGAGCAAAAAAAGAUAAAUACUCCCACUGGACCUCCUGAAUAUUCUCCAUCAUCUCAAUCACCACAGCUCUCUGGUAUCCACAGUUUUAUCAGACAUCCAAGGUCCAACAGCAAUCCACUUUUCUAUCAAAAUGAAGUUCACUAUUGCUCUUGCUACUGCAAUCCUUGCUGGCACCAGCUUGGCUGCCCCUGAGCGCGGCCUCGCAGCUCGUGUCAAGGCUCGUGCGGCUGCUGCUCGCGGUUCUCGCCCUCUUCAGGCUGUUCAGAAGCCAGCAGACGUGACAAACAAAACAAAUGUUCAGUACAGUUCCAACUGGUCCGGUGCUGUCCAGGAGAACCCUCCCUCUGCCGCUGCCACCUACACCGCAGUGACUGGCACCUUCACGGUCCCUCAACCCACUGGUGGAUCCGGUAGCUCUUCCGCCUCGGCCUGGGUUGGUAUCGAUGGCGACACCUACAGCUCGGCCAUCCUCCAGACCGGCGUCGACUUUACUGUGACGAAUGGCCAGGCCUCCUUUGAUGCGUGGUACGAGUGGCUGCCCGACUACGCUUAUGACUUCAGCGGCAUCGACAUCAAAGCGGGCGAUGAGAUUGUGGCCAUCGUCGAGUCGUACUCCUCCACCAGUGGAGUUGCCAUUAUCGAAAACCUAAGCACUGGCCAGAAGGUGUCUAAGGAUCUUAGCUCCUCUUCGCCCCUUGGCGGAAUCAAUGCUGAGUGGAUUGUCGAAGAUUUCGAGGAAAACGGCUCCUUGGUUAACCUGGUUGACUUUGGCACCGUUACCUUCACUGGUGCCGAAGCAAAGGCUGCCGGUGGCCAGACGGUCGGUCUCACUGGUGCUACCGUCAUUGACAUCGUUCAGGGUAGUACGGUUGUGACCGAUGUGACCAUUGACAGCGACUCUGAGGUUACCAUUCGCUAUGUUUAAGGCAUAGGGAUUGACUUGACCUGCCGAGAGCUUGUGAGCUGUUGUUCUGCAAUCAUACCGUCACUUUAACAUUGAACAUGUUGGAGUGUGGUUGAGGAGCUGGAAGAAUAGAGGCGACACUGAGAUGGAGAGAUGCAGGUAGGGCUAGCUAUUCUAUCGGGAAUUCUUGAAUUUGGGUCAGUUGCUGGGUCGACAGUUUAGCCUGAGAUAGCUCAUAAUUCAAGACGAUUGAUUCCUCCUCUAUCCUUCGCUAUAUAUGCCUUGGCUCUCUUGCUAGAAGACACAGUUACAUAAGAGUAUCUUCGUU
Aspergillus pseudonomiae is the source of this 1608-nucleotide messenger RNA. Its product is annotated as A4/G1 family peptidase. The coding region runs from base 507 to 1301 and encodes 264 amino acids. Gene Ontology annotation, biological process: proteolysis. Lineage: Eukaryota; Fungi; Ascomycota; Eurotiomycetes; Eurotiales; Aspergillaceae. The record is from RefSeq and is a predicted model, not a curated record. Gene Ontology annotation, molecular function: glutamic-type endopeptidase activity. The transcript is spliced from 2 exons.